AUGGAUGCGGUGACGAAGGUUUUUGAGAAAAUAGGGAUAAAAGAUAGGGGAAUUAAAGUAAAAGAUGUAUUUAAACUCAGAAGUAGGGAGGAUGAUAGUUUAAUUUUAGUGAAAUUAUAUAGUAUGGAUGAGAAACGAAUGAUAAUGGAAAAAAAGAAUAAAUUGAAAGGAACAACAAUAUAUGUAGAUGAUGAUUUGACAAAGAAUGAAAGAGAAAGACAGAGUGCAAUGAGAGUAUGGGCAAAAAGUGAGAGAGAAAAAGGUAUGAGUGUGAAAGUAGGGAUCGGAAGAGCAUGGAUGAAUGGUAGAGAAUAUGUAUGGAAUGAGGAGAGAAAAUGGUUAAAAAGAAAAGAAGAGGAUUUCUGGGAAUUUCUAAAAGAUUUUGAUAUAAUUGGUCUGACAGAAACAUGGGUAGAUGGAAGGGAGUGGGAGAAAUUAAAGGAGAAGAUGCCAGAGGGGUGGAAGUGGAGAUGUCAACCGGCAAGUAAAGAAUGUAGGAAAGGGAGAGCGAAAGGGGGAAUUAUUACUGGAAUGAGAGUGGAGUUGGAGGAGAUAGACAUUGGGUAUGAAGAGAAAGAGGGGUUUCAAGAAAGGGCUAUGAAGACGGAUGGAGAAAAAUGGAGAGUAGUAACAGUAUAUAAUAGAGAUGGAAAUAAAAAAGUGUUGGACAAUUUAAAGGAAUGGAUUAAAGAGGGGGAAGAAGAGAUUUUGGUGUUGGCCGGGGAUUUCAAUGCAAGAGUAGGAAAAAACGGAGGGUGGGAGAAUAAGGAAGAAGGAGAAGAUGAAGAGAGGGAGUCAAAGGACGAAAUUAUAAACAAGCAAGGGAGAGACUUGAUAGAUUUAAUAGAAGAAAGAGGGUGGAUAUUGCUAAAUGGGGGGAAAUAUGGGGAUGAGGAGGGAGAAUGGACAUACGAAAAGGCGGGUAAGAAGUCAGUAAUUGACUAUGGAAUAGUGAAUUGGGAGGGAUGGCAAAGAGUGGCCAAGUUUGAAGUAGGAUGCAGGGUGGAAUCAGACCAUCAGCCGCUGAUAUUUGAAAUCAAGAACCAGUAUGCAAGGCAAGAAGAGAAAGGGGAAGAAGAGGGAAGAGUGCAAGAUUGGUCGGAAGAGGGAGUAAGAGAGUACAGGAAGAGGAUGGAAGAAGUGGAAUGGAAAGAGGAAGACAAAGAGGUAAAUGAGGAGUGGGAAGAGAUAGAAAGAGAAAUAACGAAGGCGGUGAAAGUCAGGAGAAAAGGGAAGAGGAGAGGAAUAGGGUGGUGCCCUUGGUGGGAUAUAUAUAAAGAAUGUAAGGAGAAAAAGAGAGAGCUGAAUAGAGCGAGAAGAAAAUACAGAAAAGAAAGGGAAGAGGGAUACCAAGAAUAUGUGAGGUGUAGAAGAGAAGGUAGGAAAAAGAAGGAGGGAGUGUGUAAAGAAAUUGAAAUGCGGGAAUGGGAAAAACAUUUUAAAGAGGCAUUGGGAGGAGUAGAGGAAAAGAAGGAAAUUACACAGAGAAAGAAGAGGAGUAAAAAGGGAGAAGAGGGGAUAAAUCAAGAAGAGGUAAAUAUGGAGAUAAAGAGGUUAAAAAAGGGAAAGGCAGCAGGAUUAGAUGGAAUUAGAAACGAGGCAUGGAAAGAAGGUGGAGAGAAGAUUAGUAUUAAGGUGGGUAGAGUAAUAAAAAGAGUGUGGGAGGGGGACGGCUUUCCUGAGAAAUGGAGAGUGGGGGUGGUGGUACCAAUCUGGAAGAGAGGAGACAGGAAGGAAACAGCAAACCAUAGAGGAGUGACACUUACAAGUACCGGAUAUAAAAUGUAUGCAAAUAUAUUGAAUAAGAGAUUGGUGAAAGAUUUGGAUGAAAAAGGUGGAUGGAGUAGAUCACAAGCGGGGUUUAGAAAGGGAAGAGGAACAGUGGAGAAUAUAAAAAUAUUGAAGCAUGUGAUAGGAAAAGGGAUGAAGAAGAAAGAAAGAGUAUACGCUUUGUUUGUGGACCUAAAGGCGGCCUUUGAUAGGUUAGAUAGGAAAAUUUUGUGGGAAAUGAUGAGAAAACGGAAGAUAAAUGAAGACCUGAUACAGAGAGUAGAAGAAAUAUACGAGGAGACGCGGUGUGUAGUAAAAAUAGGAGAGGAAGUAUCGAAAGAAUUUUGGGUAGAGAAAGGUGUGAGACAAGGGUGCCCCUUGAGCCCGACCUUAUUUAAUAUAUAUUUGGCGGACAUAGAGGAAGAAUUGAAGAAAGGAAGGGGAGGAGUUAAAAUAGGGAAUGAUAGAGUUUGGUCGAUCGAAUAUGCGGACGAUAUCGUGUUGGUAGCAGAUGGGGAGGACGGUCUAAGAGACAUGAUUAGAAGAUUCAAAAAAUACCUGGAAGAGAAAAAAUUAGAAAUAAGCACUGAAAAAUCAAAGGUCAUGGUGUUUAAGAAUAAAGGAGGAAGGGAAAAAGAGAGAUUUUGGUGGUGGGGAAAGGACAGAUUAGAAGAAGUUAAAAAAUAUAAGUACCUGGGAUACAUGAUGACAAGGAAUGGGGAAGAUAAGGAGCACAUUAGGGAGAGGAUAAGAAAGGCAAGAGUGGCAAUGGGUUGGAUUUGGAGUUACGGAGAGAGGAAAUUUAAGGGGGAUGUGAGAUGGAGGCUAAAGCUGUUUGACAGCGUAGUUAAAGGGAUUUUAUACUAUGGGGUGGAAAUAUGGGGUUAUAAAGAGUGGAAAGAAAUUGAAGCCGUACAGGAUAAGUACUUGAAAUGGGUAUUAGGACUGGAAAGGACAACACCAGGUUAUAUCGUUAGGGAGGAAUUAAAAAGAAAUAAACUUAGAGUGGAGACAGGCUGGCGGGCAGGGAGAUGGGAAGAAAGGAUAGAGAAAGGAGAAGGAGGAGAGAUUGGGAAAUUGUGUAUGAUGGAGAGGAGAAAGGAGGAAAGGAAAAGCGAAUGGAUAGAUUGGACAAGAGAGAGUGUAGAGAGAAGGGAUUAUUUAUGGAGAGGAGGCGUCAGUGAGAUAAGUCUAAAUGAAUAUGGGGAGAACAAAUGGGACAGGAGUCAAUGGUAUACCAGAGUACAUCCGAAGGUGUGGAAGGAAAAAAGGGAAGAAGAUGGUACAAAUAGCAAGAUGGAGAUGUGGGAAUGA
This is a messenger RNA of Trachymyrmex septentrionalis, 3084 nucleotides long. RefSeq lists its product as uncharacterized. Gene Ontology annotation, molecular function: catalytic activity. Lineage: Eukaryota; Metazoa; Arthropoda; Insecta; Hymenoptera; Formicidae. Bases 1 to 3084 code for a protein of 1027 amino acids. The record is from RefSeq and is a predicted model, not a curated record. The transcript has 4 exons.